AUGACGAUUCACUUGUCUUUGCCGUGCAUACUUCUCGGGUUUGUUUAUGCCGGAACUGCAUCGACCCAAACGACAGUCACAAUACCAAAGAGUCUCAUCGGUUUCACCACUGAUUUUGAGGCCCAAACUUCAUCAUGGUUAUCGUGCCCGGAUGACAGCACCUUUCACGUCAGUAGCACCUAUGCUACAUGCAUGACGUUUGGUGAUGUCUGGUUUAACUCUGAUAUGGUGACUGCUUGCUCGUGGAUCACACAAUACCUCGAUAAUGGAAAAUCACAUAUAUGCACUGGAUGGGACGCUUAUUGCCUCACCACAACCAUCUACGAAAGCUAUCCCUCAGCGAGCCUCAGCUGGAUUAGUUACGGGUGCGAACCCGUCACCGGCGAUCGCCACUUCACACUUUAUCGCAACUUGGGUACAUCGGCUUCAAUGCCAACGACCUCUCCCCGAGAUACCGGGCCGACAGGGGCACCAAGCCCCGGGUCUUCAGUCUCCGCGUUGUCAACAUUGGAACCCACUAGUAUCUCUGACUCCACCACACCAUCUUCAUCCUCGAAAGCUUGGAUAGCCGGUGCCGCCGCCGGGCCUGUUAUUGCUCUCCUAGCCAUAGGCGCUCUGGUCUUUUGGUGGAAGCGAAGAAGGGCUAAAAAGCAUGUCCCGGCGUCUGAAUCUGAUGGUCCGAACCAGGUUCAUGAGGCUCCGAUACAGUCUCCCAAGUCUGAUGAGGUUUCUGAGCUCCCGUCACCGUGGUCUCCUAGGCCUGGGUCCGAGUUAGAGUCUAGGGAAAGUAGGAUGGCUGGUGAUCCAAGGGCUGCAUGUGUGGAAGUAAGGUCGCCGGAGACGGUUUUUGAAGUUGAGUGA
This is a messenger RNA of Neurospora tetraspora, 861 nucleotides long. RefSeq lists its product as uncharacterized. The coding region runs from base 1 to 861 and encodes 286 amino acids. Lineage: Eukaryota; Fungi; Ascomycota; Sordariomycetes; Sordariales; Sordariaceae. The transcript is spliced from 3 exons. The record is from RefSeq and is a predicted model, not a curated record.